AUGUUUCCAACUUUUAAAGUUUCACUAACUGGACUCGAUCCAACAAGUAAAUAUAUUGUAUAUAUGGAUGUUGUACCUGUUGAUAAUCAUCGAUACAAAUAUCAUAAUUCUCAAUGGAUGGUUACUGGUGCAGCUGAACCACAUAUGCCAGGUCGUUUUUAUCCUCAUCCGGAUAGUAAUUCAACUGGAGCACAAUUGAUGAAACAACCAUUAUCAUUUAGCAAACUUAAAUUAACAAAUAAUACAACGGAUCAAAAUGGACAUAUUGUAUUAAAUUCAAUGCAUAAAUAUAUUCCUCGUCUUCAUAUAAUUCAAGCUGCUAAUUCAUCAAAUAAUGAUACGAAAUUAUCUAUGACACCAUUGGAUAAUGUCAAUAUAUUCGUCUUCCCAGAGACUCAAUUUAUUGCCGUAACUGCUUAUCAAAACGAACAUGUCACUCGAUUAAAAAUCGAUAAUAAUCCAUUUGCUAAAGGUUUUCGUGAAAAUAAUGGACAUGCUAAUCGAAAAGAUGUUAAAUCGAUUAAACGACAUAUUGAUGAUGAUUAUGAUCGAAGACUUAAAUGUAAUGAUCUAUAUACAACAUCAGAAUCAACAAAACGAUGUAAAUCAAGUUCUGGUGAAGAAGAUCAAACACCUCCUUCACGUAUUGCACCUACAAGUAGUACUGUUGAUGUUCCUGAUUCAACAACUCCAUUUACAGAUUCAUAUGAAAAUCAAUUUCAUUCUCAUCAAAGUCAUUUAUAUGAUCCAAAUUUAUAUGCAUCACAUUAUUCUCGGUUUGCUCCAACAUAUCCAUUUACUUAUUCGACAAUGACAUCAAUUGGACCUACAUCUUCAACCAAUCCAUUCACAUUAGCAGCAGCUGCUGCAAGUCGAUAUUCAUCACCGUAUACAUUUUCUUCACCAUAUUAUCAACAUUCGACUUCAUCAUAA
Molecule: messenger RNA, 933 nt
Organism: Rotaria sordida
Lineage: Eukaryota; Metazoa; Rotifera; Eurotatoria; Philodinida; Philodinidae
Source: the annotation of a GenBank genome assembly